ACAUGGAAGACUGAUAGCAAGUCUAUAGAAGUUGGUGGAGAUGUCACCAUGGAUUGGGAAUAUAUAACUAAGGCUGUAUCUGAAUAUAUUUUGGUUUAUAGAAUAUCGCCGUUUGAUGAAAAGUCCAGGAGACAGGAUCUUGUUCAGUUGGAAAUAAAAAAUAUGGCAAUGGAGGGUGAUGAUGAUAGAGUUACAGUAACUCUGAAUACAGAUGACAAAGGCACAACAACAGUGCUUUUUACUUUACGUAAAGUAACGGAGGAGGAUGUAGACUAUAAUUACUUCAUAGAAUUCAGACAUAGUGAUAGUUGCUCCAUCAUCAGCAAACCAAUUCUUUUAACUUUACCUGAGGGGCCUAGGAUGGAUGUGCCUAACAAAUAUAUCCAAGGCACAAUUGGUAACACUGUGAAAUUAAUAUUUAGAUAUUACUACAGAUUUCCAGCUAUCAGCAUUAACGUGAUUCGUGACAAUAGUCCGAAAUUAAACUACCAAAAGGUGGGAUAUUGGACGGAAUCCGGGUAUAAUCCUGUUAUAGAUGACGACAGAUUGGUCUUUCAUAAACAGCCAAUAUUAGACGGUGCACAGAUAACUCUAGAUAUACUAAAUACAACUUUCACAGAUUAUAGUACCUAUAUAUUUAGUGUCCUUUUCAAAAACCAACAACAUGUCGCGAUAGAGAUUCGUUUAAGUUUACAGUCAGUGACUAUAGAGAGUGGAUCGUUGGUGAUGAUGACCGUGUUGCCCAUAUUAACCGUAUUGAUUGGUGCCCUUGUAGGAUUAGGUAUUUAUGGUUAUAAACGUAAAGCUAAAAGAGUGGUAAAUACCAGCAGCAAUCCAGUGAAUAAUAUUAGACAUUCCUACAUUUCAUUAAACAGUGUUGUUAUAUUCCAUGCAAACCGUGAUUCUACUGCAACCAAUACAGAGUCUAUUGCAUCUAACGACACAGGUGCAUAUGCUAAUCCUUACGAUCCAAUCAACAGAGAUGGUAUUGAUACCAGUAAAAGCUUUUAUAUGUCUCUACAGAAUCCUGGAACAAGUAACAUUAACGAAUUGGAGGAUGUCCAAGAAACAAAUGUUAAUAGCAAUUCAGUAACCAGUAUAGUUGAUGUCCAGACAGCCGAUGAUGAUGAUGAUGAUGAUGUAACCAAUAUAGAUGAUGUCCAGACAGCUGAUGAAGGUGAUGAUACAUCGACAGCCGAUGAUGAUGAUGAUGAUGAUGAUGAUGUAACCAAUAUAGAUGAUGUCCAGACAGCUGAUGAAGGUGAUGAUACAUCGACACUUGACUCUAACCCUUACAAUGCUCUGAACAAAUACACCAUGAACAGUGAUAUACACAGUUAUAUAUCGCUACCACCUGGUACGAGACCCGACUAUGGGACGAAUGACCUUUUGCGUAAUUCCAGUAUAGUAGAUGGCGUAAUGACUGUGAAAAAAAGACCCUCAACGAUUUAGAUUUGAUUCUCAAAUUAAAUCAUAUAUUAUGCAUUUAUUUAGACCAUCUUUGAAAAGACAUGUGUUUAUUUAGUUUUAGUUUUUUUUAUUUAUUUAACUUCUAACAUGCCAUAGAGUACGAGGUUUUCACAUGUGGACUCUGGCCCCAGAUUUCUUGCAAUGCCUGUUUAGAUUGUGUGUCUUGCCCUAUUCUACGUUUAAUAACAGAGAGGGAAAGAUAGGGUUUGACGUCCACUCGACACAAACUAGGUCAUUUCGGGACUAACAUAAGGUUCAGUUUUAUUUUAAUAAUUCGCUUGCUCGACACAAACUAGGUCAUUUCGGGACUAACAUGUGGUUCAAUUUUAUUUUAAUAAUUCGCUUGCUCGACACAAACUAGGUCAUUUCGGGACUAACAUGUGGUUUAAUUUUAUUUCAAUAAUUCGCUUGCGCGUAGGGGUCUUUAGCAGUGGGAGGAAACCGGAGGACCUGGAGAAAACCCAAGAGGUUGGACAGGCGACCCUACUCCUUGUCAAGUACAACCGGGGAUUCGAAACCACGCCAGUUGACUCAAUGACAGACCUUAUGAUACAACGCGCACGCGCUAACCAUUCGGCCACCCAACCCCCAAAUAACUAAUAGAACAUAUUAACACGAUUGUUUCUGAUUUUCCAUUUGACUUAAUCGUCCAUCUCAUCUAUCUCGGGUCAGGGCCUCCUCCAUCUCAUCUGUCUCGGACCAGGCCCUCGUCCAUGCCUGGGCUAAUCUACAACUAAUGGGCGAACGAAUGAUCUCUAUAAUUUAACAAGACAGUGUGUUAUUAUUUGUUUUACAGAAUUUAUAUAUUCUGUUAUGCUUUGAUUUUAAGCCAUUGAUUUAUGUUUUCAUUAAGGAUAAACUAUUAUGUUAUACAUAAUGAAUGUUUAUUUGUUGUAAAAAUUGUUAUUUGCUUUACUGUUAGGGGCAGAUUUUUGAAUUUUAAUAUUUUUGUUUGCUUUGUAUCAAAUUUAUUAUUUUUUACAUAUAUAGUUAAAAUAUGUAUUUGCUGAUUGUUUUAAUAUGAAUUAUUCGUGUUUUAAAAUAUCCGCUGGUUCAAUCUUGUUUUUAAUAAAAAAAAACUGCAUUGUUUGGUGUAUAUAAUUGAUAUAUUGUUACUUUGCUAGUCAGAGGUUUUUGUGCAAUAGGGAUCCAUGAGCUGCCCUCAUUUUUUAUUCGCAAUUGAUAUUCUGUAUAUACAUACAUAUUACUGUUUUUGAAUUUAAAACGAUGAUUUGUUUUAAAUAAUCUAUCUUUGUUUUUAAACUAAUAACUUAGUGUUGUUACUUUGCUAGUCAGAGGUUUUUGUGCAAUAGGGAUCCAUGAGCUGCCCUCAUUUUUUAUUCGCAAUUGAUAUUCUGUAU
Patella vulgata (common limpet) is the source of this 2831-nucleotide messenger RNA. RefSeq lists its product as uncharacterized. Lineage: Eukaryota; Metazoa; Mollusca; Gastropoda; Patellidae. The transcript is spliced from 6 exons. Bases 49 to 1452 code for a protein of 467 amino acids. The record is from RefSeq and is a predicted model, not a curated record.